AAUUCAUCAAAGAAGGGUACACACCAUCUGUUCUUUCUUCUAGAUCCAUUCCAUGGCGAUCUGUGCGACCACCAACAAAAGAAGGCUCCAUUGAUCGUGUCAUAUUACCGCGUCCAUCUUAAGAGGUCGACAUUGAGUAAGUUCCCUGCUACUUCCAAAGAUGGAUCAUCCAGGAAAUAUAGUAACCCAACUUAUCCAGGAAGAGCAUAGAUCUAAAUGGGUUGCACGUAGCAAUCAUAAUGUGACAUGUUUUACAGAAGCUGAGAUAAGGAGAUUUACCAACAACUACGAAACUAUGCUUGGUAGAGGUGGCUUUGGAGAAGUUUAUGAAGGAGUCCUUGAGGACAAAAGUAUGGUUGCAGUCAAAAAGUUUAUCUACAAUGUAAAAGAAAAUUUUGCCAAAGAGUUGAUCGUCCACCGUGAAAUCAAUCACAAGAAUGUAGUCAGAUUAGUUGGCUACUGUGUAGAUGAAAAUGCCCUAAUGGUGGUCACGGAGUAUAUUCCUAAAGGAAAUCUCAGUAACAUACUUCACCAUGAUAAUAUUCCCAUCGCUUUGGAUACACGGUUAAGAAUUGCCAUUGAAUGUGCCGAAGCAUUGGGCUAUAUGCAUUCACAAAUGUAUACCCAGGUCAUUCAUGGUGAUAUCAAGCCUGCUAAUAUACUUCUGGAUGAUGGACUCAGUGCAAAAAUAUCAGACUUUGGAAUAUCUAGACUAGUCAACACUGAAAAUACUCUAUAUACUCUAAAUGUGAUAGGAAGUAUAGGCUACAUGGACCCUCUGUUUGCUCAGAGUGGCCGCCUCACAGCGAAGAGUGAUGUUUAUAGUUUUGGAGUUGUGCUCCUGGAACUGAUAACCAGAAAAAAAGCAAGAACAGAGGACGGGAAGAUUGGCUUGGUUGAAAGUUUUAGUCAAUCUCUUUCAAAAGGGAUUAGGAGGGUGAGGGAGAUGUUUGAUCCUGAAAUUGUGACAUCGAGCGACAUGAAGACUAUUGAAGAGAUUGCUAAGUUGGCAGGUAAAUGCUUGAAGAUGGAACUUACCAAACGCCCUGAGAUGUUAGAAGUUGCAGAACGUCUUCGCAAACUUAAAAAAGCUCCACGUCAGGUACAAGAGAGACUAGCUCUAUUUUCUUGGAUAAGGAAAAAUAAACAAGAUCCAGCUGAAACACCAUCGCUCGAAAGCAGUAGCCGUAGUCAGAACAUGAGAAUUGUGGCUCCAGUGAAAAUGACACCAUCACAAGAAAGCAAUGAUAUUAACCCCACAGCGGCACUUUUACAGAAAAGCAGUAGCCAAAAUGUUGGAACUUUUAUCGUUAGUUCGACGCUGACAGGCCAAUCAUUUGAGCUGGAGGACCUGCUUCAGGCAUCGGCUGAAGUUCUGGGCAAGGGUACAGUCGGAACAACAUACAAAGCGACGCUUGAUAGUGGAUAUGAGCUGAUGGUCAAGAGGCUGAAGGAUGUGGUCUUGCCGAAGGCGGAGUUUGAGCAGCACGUCACGCAGAUUGGCGCCAUCCAGAACAAGCACGUUGUGCCACUGCGGUGGUAUUACUAUAACAAGGAUGAGAAGAUGGUAGUGUAUGAUGUCAUCCUCAUGGGUAGCCUAGCAAAAGUGCUCUAUGGUGACCAAGGUUCUAGCCCAGCUCCACUGGACUGGGAGCAGCGGUCGGCCAUCUCACUUGCUGCUGCGCGUGGUGUGGAGUAUAUCCAUUUAGCUGGACCAUCAAGCUGUCAUGGCAACAUCAAGUCUUCCAACAUCCUGCUCACCGGCACCCACGAUGCAUGUGUGUCGGAGCAUGGCCUCAUAGCACUUGGCAUGUCUUCUAGUGUCUCCGGCUACCGCGCGCCUGAGCUCAUCAACAAUAGGCGGGUCUCUCAGAAAGCCGACGUGUACAGCUUCGGCAUCCUACUACUGGAGCUUCUCACCCGCAAGGCUCCAACAAAUAGCAGAAAGGAUCAGGAGGGAGUUGAUUUGCCACGGUGGGUGUGUUCCGUUGUACGCGAGGAGUGGAUGGCGGAGGUGUUCGAUGUGGAGCUCAUCGGGGGAGAUCAGAAGGAUGGGGAAGAGGAGUGCAUGGUGCGACUUCUGCAGCUGGCCAUAAACUGUUGCAGUCAAGAUGCCAACUCGCGGCCUACAAUGCCUAAAGUUGUGCAACAGAUCGAAGAGAUCGGAAGAGAAAGUAAACUAGCUCCAGCCAAAGCACCAUCUCUGGAAAGCAGUAGCAGUAGCCAAAACGUGAGAAUUGUAGCUCCAGCUGAAAAGACGCCAUCACAAGAAAGGAGUGGCAGUACCCCAAAAACGGGAAUUGUGGCUCCAGCCAAAGCGCUAUCGCAUUUAAGCAUGUCUUCACAAGAAAGCAGUGGCAGUACCCCAAAAACAGGAAUUGUGGCUCCAGCCAAAGCGCUGUCACAUUUAAGUAUACAAAAUGUGGGAACUUCUAUCAUUGGGUCGGCAAUGACAGGUCAAUUGUUCGACCUGAAAGACCUGAUUGGGGCAUCGACUGAAGUUCUGGGCAAGGGUACAGUCGGGACAACAUACAGAGCAACACUUGAUAGUGGAUAUGAGCUGGUGGUCAAGAGGUUGAAAGAUGUGGACUUGGGGGAGGCGAUCUUUGGGCGGCUUGUCAUGCUGUUUGGCACCAUCCAGAACAAACACGUAGCACCACUGCUGUGGUAUUACUGCAGCAAGGAUGAGAAGCUGCUCGUAUAUAAUAUCAUCCCCAUGGGUAGCCUAGCAAAAGCACUCCACGGUGACCGAUUUUGUGGCCCAGCUCCAUUGGACUGGGAGCAGCGGUCAGCCAUCUCACUUGCUGCUGCGCGCGGUGUGGCGGCUAUCCACUUAGCUGGACCAACGAGCUGCCAUGGCAACAUCAAGUCUUCCAACAUCCUGCUCACCGGUACCCACGACGCAUGUGUGUCGGAGCAUGGCCUGAUAACACUUGGCAUGUAUUCCAAUGCCCCCGGCUACCGUGCACCUGAGGUCACCCGCAAUAGGUGGGUCUCCCAGGAAUCUGACGUGUACAGCUUCGGCAUCCUACUGCUGGAGCUUCUCACCCGCAAGUCUCCACUGGAGAAGAGAUUUCAGGAUGACGGGGGAGUAGAUUUGCCACGGUGGGUGUGUUCCAUUACACCUGAGGAGUGGAGGGCAGAGGUAUUCGACGUGGAGCUCCUAGCACGGGGGCAGAAGGACGGGAAAGAGGAGUGCAUGGUGCGACUUAUGCAGCUCGGGCUAAAGUGUUGCAGUCAAGAUGCUGACUCGAGGCCUACAAUGUCUGAUGUCGUGCAGCGGAUUGAGGAGACCGGACAGUCCUAAUUGCUGACAAAGAACCUCACACAUCAUAGUGAGUGAAAGUUGCUGGGUCACAGUUGCAUUCAAAUGUCAUAUAUUUUCAGUACCACCUUUCAACUGGUUAUCCCAGAGAACGAUAAAUAAAUUUUGACGAUAAAGUUAUCUCAGAGAACUACUAUCCUUAAAAAGACUCUUUUUCACUGCAAGU
Triticum dicoccoides is the source of this 3491-nucleotide messenger RNA. Its product is annotated as receptor like protein kinase S.2-like. The record is from RefSeq and is a predicted model, not a curated record. The coding region runs from base 161 to 3307 and encodes 1048 amino acids. NCBI's taxonomy places the organism in Eukaryota, Viridiplantae, Streptophyta, Magnoliopsida, Poales, Poaceae. Gene Ontology annotation, biological process: protein phosphorylation. The transcript has 4 exons. Gene Ontology annotation, molecular function: ATP binding; protein kinase activity.